AUGGAAAAGCCAAGUCUAACAGAAUCACGGUGGAAUCCUAACGAAGCUACCGUAUUGAUGAGCUUGGGCAUUGGUGCCUACAAAGUUGGUGGAGCCGAGCCCUGCCAGCAAGUGGAGGAGCUGGAUGACCCAAAACAGGCAGGAGAUUAUCACAAGCGUGCCUUAGAUAUUCGGUUGAAAGAGCUAGGACCUGAGCAUUUUGAUGUCGCAGCGUCAUAUGAUAACCUGGGUCUUGUACACCGUCGGCUGGGUGACCUGAAGCAGGCAAAAGAUUAUCGCAAGCGUGCCUUUGAUAUUCGGUCGAAAGAGCUAGGGCCUCAGCAUGAUGAUGUCGCAACGUCAUAUAAGCUGUGUCUUGUACAGCGUCAGCUGGGUGACCUAAAGCAGGCAGAAGAUUAUCACAAGCGUGCCCAAGAUAUUCGGUUGAAAGAGCUAGGACCUGAGCAUGUUCAUGUCGCAACGUCAUAUGAUAACCUGGGUCUUGUACAGCGUCAGCUGGGUGACCUAAAGCAGGCAGAAGAUUAUCACAAGCGUGCCCAAGAUAUUCGGUUGAAAGAGCUAGGACCUGAGCAUGUUGAUGUCGCAACGUCAUAUGAUAACCUGGGUCUUGUACAGCGUCAGCUGGGUGACCUAAAGCAGGCAGAAGAUUAUCACAAGCGUGCCCUACAUAUUCGGUUGAAUGAGCAAGGACCUGAGCAUGUUGAUGUCGCAACGUCAUAUGAUAACCUGGGUCUUGUACACCGUCGGCUGGGUGACCUAAAGCAGGCAAAAGAUUAUCACAAGCGUGCCCUAGAUAUUCGGUUGAAAGAGCUAGGACCUCAGCAUGUUGAUGUCGCAACGUCAUACGAUAACCUGGGUCUUGUAUACCAUCAGCUGGAGGAGCUAAAUCAGGCAGAAGAUUGUCACAAGCGUUCCCAAGAUAUUCGCUUGAGAGGGCAAGGAACUAAGCAUGUUGAUGUUGCAAUGUGCUACGAUAACGUAGGUCAUUUUCAGAUUUAGCAGGGUGACCCCUAAACAGGCAAAAGAUUGUCACGAGGGUGCCCUAGAUAUUCGUUUGAAAGCGCUAGGACCUCAGCAUGUUAAGAGCGAAUGUUUGAAUUGACCGAGUUGAAAUCGAGAAAUGUGGCAAAUGAUCGAAAAAUUGAAAACCUUCAUAUUUUGCCCAGAGAUACCUUAUGGUAAACCCAGAAACGUGGUAAAGUUCUUUUUUCCCAGACUUGUUUUGUUUAGUACAAAAUUCACGAAAACUGAAACGAGCGUCGGUAGCUGUAAAAUGGCGGAAAUCAGUGCCCCUAGUAUUGGCAAUGAGCUUUGCUCAUGAACAACGCAAAAGAAAGCAAGCUCGUAUCAAUUUGACAAUUUUUUUUAGGAGGGAUUGAGUUAUGACUUAAGUCGAAAACGGGAACAUUUCAUUUAAUUUUGACAUCGCGGAACGCUUUUAAAGAUCACCAAUAUUUCAAAAUCGAAAUAUUGCAUUUCGUACCAAAUUUUCUAUUCUCAUUUUCCCCAUGCGGUAUAACUCAGAAUCGGUUCAAGUUAAGCUCAUGAUAAGUGGAAAGAGUGUUGUUUUCGAGGAUAUAAAAAUUAGCCUGGGGCUUUUCAUUUCCUCGCGGAAAAGCCAGGCUGAACUUUUUGAAAAUCACAACAUUUAUCACAACAUCGUCAUUUAAGUCACGACAUAAUCUAAUCAGGGACCCCGUCAUAAAAUCUGGAAUUUCAAGCACAUUUUAGAAGUUAGCAGCGUGUUUGACCAGGAAGUCAGUACAGUAAGGUAGCCUUUCGUAGCUAGCCACAGUAGAUUGGUUUUUGAGUUAGUUUAAAAAUAAAAAACAAAACCAUAUGUUAG
Molecule: messenger RNA, 1846 nt
Organism: Stylophora pistillata
Lineage: Eukaryota; Metazoa; Cnidaria; Anthozoa; Scleractinia; Pocilloporidae
Product: nephrocystin-3-like
Source: RefSeq, a predicted model, not a curated record